GGUGCUGGCAUUGGGGCCGGGCAGGGCUUUAGACACACUGUUUGCAAGCAAGCAACGUUGCAACGCGAUCUGUUGCAAACCCCCCUCCUCAAAAGCAGUGCAACGUUUCUGGGGAGGAAUCGGCGAGCCAUCGCUGCCGCCUGUCCUCAGAGAGACAGCACUGACGCCGGCCAAGCGGCCAACGUGACGGGUCGAUUGACAUUAAAUGCCAUUGAUUUUCCGAUCCGGAAGAAUAACUGAGAGGUGUGUCACCCUGGAUUGCGGAACUGUUUAUUUACGGCAAUGGCAUCAACAGAGCAGAAGAGCUUUCACAUCUGCACACCACUGCAUAAAAGUCUGGCUCUCUCCAAGGUGGCCGGGACCACAAUCUACCUUAAACUUGAUAAUGUGCAACCAACUGGCUCCUUUAAGAUAAGAGGAGUGGGACAUUUGUGUCAGAAGGCAGCGGAGAAAAACUGCAAGCAUUUUGUAUGUUCUUCAGGAGGAAACGCUGGUUUAGCCGCUGCAUAUGCUGCCCAGAAGCUCCAGAUUCCGGCCACUAUACUGGUGCCCAGUAGCACACCGCUAUUUACCAUUGAGAGGUUGGAAGAAUAUGGAGCUCUUGUGGAAGUGGUUGGCAAGGUUUGGGAUGAUGCUAACAAGCAAGCAUUAAAACUAUCUGAAAAUGAUGGCUGGGUGUACAUACCUCCAUUUGAUCAUCCCUUGAUCUGGGAAGGGCACGCCAGUAUUGUGGUGGAACUUUGGGAGGCACUGCCGUGUAAGCCUGGGGCUAUCAUUCUCUCGGUUGGCGGUGGAGGCCUCUUUUGUGGAGUGGUAGAAGGCCUGAAGAAAGUGGGUUGGCGUGAUGUGCCGAUAAUCGCCAUGGAGACCAAAGGUGCGGACAGUCUGAGUGAGGCUGUGAAGGCCGGGAGGUUGGUUACACUUCCUGAUAUCACAAGUGUGGCCAAAAGCCUUGGAGCGAAGACCGUGUGUGAGAAAGCACUUCAGAACACACAAGAACACAAUGUUUACUCUGAAGUAAUCAGUGACUAUGAAGCUGUGCAUGCAGUAGAGCGAUUUUUAGAUGAUGAAAGGAUACUGGUUGAGCCAGCCUGCGGGGCAUCAAUAGCUGCCGUCUACAGCGGCAUUCUGCAGCGGCUGCAGCAGGAGGGAGAGCUGCCCAAGGACAUGCAACCGGUGGUGGUCAUCGUCUGUGGCGGAAGCAGCAUCACAAUGGCGCAGCUCAACGAAUACAGAAUGCAACUGCAGAGAGAUGCAUGAAGCAGUUUUUCUCAACGUGAUGCCUUCCUUGAAAAUCAUUCCUGCCUGGCAGACUUUAAUCAGGUGAAAUCAUUUGACUGGGAUAGUCCAAAGGCCGAGUGAAUUGAAUGGAUGAGAAAGGUCCCUUUCAUCAUUUAUUUGCUUUACUCCUCUGUGCUACAAUGUGGGUUGCAGGUCUGUUCUGCCUUGCCACAAAGCUCAAAUCCACGGCAAGCAAAAGUGUAUUUAGUAGUUUCACCUGAUGCUCUCAUUUCUUUCCCACCAUUCUCCACUGUUCCACUCUCUUUCUUGUUGACUUUCGACUUUAGAGAUACCAGCAUUGAAACAGUCCCUUCGGCCCACCGAGUCUGCACCGCCCAGCAAUCACCCUGUAUACUAGCACGACACACAUUAGGGACAAUUUUACAACUUACUAAAGCCAAUUAACCAACAACCCUCUCCGUUUUUGGAGUGGGGGGAAACUGGAGCACCCGGAGAAAACCCACAUGGUCACGGGGAGAACGCACAUACAGACGGCUGCCGUAGUCUGGAUUGAACCCAGGUCUCUGAAGCUGCAAGGGAGCAACUCUACUGUUGGGCCACUGUGCCACCCGCUCUCAUGUUUGUUGAAUUAUUAUCAUUUUAGACCACCUGUUUUUUGAGGUGGACAGAAUAAGUGUCUUUCUAUCUCGAAACAGACACAUUUUGAAUUUGUGUUAAAUAAAUGGAGACUAAUCUAUAUUGUAAGGUUUGGAUAAAAUCACAUCAAAGCAAUGGCCAAGAGAACACACCAAUGCCUCUACUUCCUUACAAAGCUUAGGAAGUUUGGCAUGUCCCCAAUAACUCUCACCAACCUCUACAGAUGCGCCGUGGAAAGCAUCUUAUUAGGAUGCAUCACAGCAUGGUUUGGGAACAGCUCCAUCCAAGACCGCAAGAAAUUGCAGAGAAUCGUAGCCCAGACCAUCACACAAACCAACCCCCUUUCACGGACUCCAUCAACACUUCACGCUGCCUUGACAAAGCCACCCAGCGUAAUCAAGGACCAGUCUCAACCCAGUCACUCCCUCUUCUCCCCUCUCCCUUCAGGCAAGAGAUACAGAAGUUUGAAAGCUCAUGCCUCCAGUUUCAGGCAAAGUUUCUUCCCAACUGUGAUCAGGCAACUGGACCAUCAUCUCACCAGCCAGAGUGCGGUCCUGACCUCUCAUCUACCUCAUUGGAGACCUUUGAACUAACUUUAUCCGGACUUUAUCAGACUUUAUCUUGCACUAAAUGAUAUACCCUUCAUCCGGUAUCUGUUGUAAUCAUGUACGGUCUUGUGGUGAUUGGAUAGCAUGCAACAAAAAAACUUUUCACUGUACGUUGGUACAAAUGACAAUAAUAAACUAAACCAAACUAAUGUAAAAGAAUGUCCCGACCUCUCUCUUUCUCCUUAAUAGCCCUUUUGUAAAGUUUGAUAUUUCCCAUUUCCUAACCUAUUUUUUCUUAUAUUGACUAUUUUCACUGUACCUAACUAUCAAGAAAGGUUGUGGUAUCAGGAAUAUAUCAUUGGUUUGUAACUUUAAUGUGGCUAUUUGGAAUGAAUAAUAAUGGCAUUAUGUUUAGCACAGACAUUGUGGGCCAAAGGGCCUGUUCCUGUGUUGUACUGGUCUAUGUUGCAUGAAGGAAGAUGAAUGUAAACAUGAAAUUGUUGCGUUGGUGAGUGGGAUCUAGAUGCAGGGCAAAUAUGAUACUGAGGCUUUAAGUAGCCAAUGACCAAUAAAUUCAUCUUCUUCUUUCGAGUCCAUCUUGUUACAAAUGUUGAUAUCGCUGUUAUCGUACAUCCUGAAAGGGAUGCAAGCUUCCGGCGACAAUCAGUGGGGGCCACCAUUUGUUACAAUAGAUGAUGGUGGUAGCAGAAUUAGCUCAUGAUACUUCCAGUUUCCAGCCCCACAGACAUGGGCGCUUCCGUUACGGGGCCACCAAUAAAUUAAAGUGUUGCAACCAAUAUAUGGCCAAAAAAGAAUCUGGAAAUGAGCAAUGAGAAAAUAAUUAAAAGCACAAUUAUUGGAUCUGUUUGCUCUUCUGGUUUAUAUGCUGCACCCGAAUACUGAAAGCCGUAAAUUACGGGCACCUCAUGUUUUACGCAGGGGUUACUUGCUUGAAAACCGCGUGAUUCAAAAACGUGUAAAUUGAAGCGCGGGUUUUCUCCGAGAUCUUCGGUUUCCUCCCACACUCCAAAGACGUACAGGUUUUUAGGUGUAUAGGAAGGAACUUCAGAUGCUGGUUUAAACAGAAGAUAGACACAGAACAGCAGCCUCGACCCGAAACAUCACCCACUCUUUCUCUCCAGAGAUG
Messenger RNA from Leucoraja erinaceus (little skate), 3573 nucleotides. RefSeq names its product serine dehydratase-like (gene sdsl). Bases 283 to 1260 code for a protein of 325 amino acids. Gene Ontology annotation, molecular function: L-serine ammonia-lyase activity; pyridoxal phosphate binding; threonine deaminase activity. Gene Ontology annotation, biological process: L-threonine catabolic process; L-serine catabolic process. Lineage: Eukaryota; Metazoa; Chordata; Chondrichthyes; Rajiformes; Rajidae. The record is from RefSeq and is a predicted model, not a curated record. The transcript is spliced from 8 exons.